AUGCCCAAUUGCCCUUCGAAACGCUCACACUGUCUUUAAUCUCCAAACGAACACAAGGCCAAAACAGAACAGAGAAACAUAGAGAUUUUGUGUUCUUGUUUGUUCUCCCAUCCCAAUCUUGCUCUCUUCCUUUCAAUCUUGUUCUUGUUUGUGCAGCGUUGAUACCAUGGGGAGGAAGAGGAACGCUUCAGUGAAUGUUCUGUUUCAGUGGGUGAGGGGGCAGUCAAUGAAAGUCAAGAUCUUUCUUGGAGCCUUUCUUGCCUUGUGUAGUUUGGUGGCUUUGAAGCUUUGGGUCAAAAAUCAUAAAUAUUUUUUUGUUGCCUCUGAAGCCAUUCAUUUUCUGGGGAUCAUCGUUCUCAUAUACAAGCUCACAAUUCAAAAGACCUGCUCUGGUCUUUCCCUAAAGACUCAAGAACUCACAGCUGCCUUUCUAGUAGUAAGAUUGGUUUGUAGUACCAUUAUAGAGGCUGAUAUACACACUGUGCUAGAUUCUGCUACUCUCAUUUCAACAGCUUGGCUCAUUUAUAUGAUACGGUUCAAGCUGAAGUCAACAUAUAUAAAGGAACUCGACAACUUUCGCUUAUAUUUUGUGGUAGUGCCUGCUGCUAUCCUUUCUUUGUUCUUCCACCCAUACACACUGCAAGGUCUCAUUGUUUCAGUUCUUUGGGCGUUUGGUGGCUACAUAGAAGCUGUUUCCGUACUGCCACAGCUUCGCUUGAUGCAGAAUGCAAAGAUGAUUGAGCCAUUUACCUCCCAUUAUGUAUUUGCAUUGGGUAUUUCAAGAUUCUUUGCUUGUGCUCAUUGGAUCAUUAUGAUCUAUGAAACUAGUGGCAGAUAUCUAUCCAUGGUUGGGAGUGGUUAUCUCUGGAUUUUGGCUGCCUUCCUGUGUGAAAUGGUUCAAACAUUCAUCUUAGCAGACUUUUGCUACUAUUACAUAAAGAGUUAUGUACAAGGUCAGCUCGUAAUGAGGAUGCCUGUCUAGAUUUCUAAUCUAACAGUUGGUGCUUGCUUACAGCAUUUGUUUUUCUUUUCUUUGAUCAAUAUACAAGCAUAUCUUGUAUUCUUGUAGCAUGGAGAAGCAAAUGAGAAAAAAUCUUGAUGUAGCUUUUUCUUAUAUAUGUUUAUGACGUUGGAUUAAGAAAGACAUGGUUACUUGUACUUCAUCAGGACAGAG
Messenger RNA from Fragaria vesca subsp. vesca, 1174 nucleotides. Its product is annotated as putative ER lumen protein retaining receptor C28H8.4-like. Gene Ontology annotation, cellular component: membrane. Lineage: Eukaryota; Viridiplantae; Streptophyta; Magnoliopsida; Rosales; Rosaceae. Gene Ontology annotation, molecular function: ER lumen protein retrieval receptor activity. The coding region runs from base 167 to 982 and encodes 271 amino acids. The transcript is spliced from 6 exons. Gene Ontology annotation, biological process: protein retention in ER lumen. The record is from RefSeq and is a predicted model, not a curated record.